UUGCAUCAAAGUUAUCACUCGAAGAAUUUUCUUGACGGAAAUAUGAAGAAGUCUGAUGUCAUAAUGGCUAAUUCCAUAGUUUACCUGUUUUGUCUUAAUAUUUGUCUUAUAUCUUCGUUCUUGAUUUCAGAUAAUCAACGAUCAAUUCCAGUACAAACCUACGACUCGCUUGUUUCUUACCUAGAAAAUGGCGCACAAGUGAGAUACUUUUUUAACAUAUCGAGUUGUCUACAAUCCGCUUCACCUCCAUUUAAAGACAUUCCCGUAUUUGGUGGUGAAAUCAAAUACUUCAGUGCCAGUAAAAAUACAGUAGAGGAUGCAGGACAGUUGAUAUUCAGUAACGUAGACUACAUCAACCAAAACGAUCUAAAUAAAGAAAUACAUACAUUUUGGAUUGUAAAUGAUACUGCAAAGGUGUUUUGGGCACAACCUGGAGUAUAUAUAAAUAUUACAGACAACAUAGCAGGAACAUAUUGUAAAUGGACAGAAGGACAAGGAAGCCUAUGGGUAAAGAAUCAAGCAAAACAAAGACAACUGACGUCAUUUCCGGAAAUCCAGACGAUGCUGACUUCUGGUGAGGAAGUCGGAUGGGUUGUAAAUAUAACAGAAUGUCAAUGUGCUGCGGGACAAGGCAACUGCUAUCAUGGCAUAUUAGGAGACACGAUCAGAGGUUUCAAAAUGGCGAAAGAUAGUUCUAUACAUUUCUCUACUUCCAUGACAACGAUCUUUCCUGUGGCCAUGAACUUCAUUCAACUAACUACCUUUGUUCGUGUUAAUGUCAACAACACUGCAACAUUUACAACUAGACAUUUAGAUCCAUCAACAUUUGAACAAGAUGAAAUUGACAUGAUGAGUUGUCCAAUAGAUGCAGGGUCCUCAGUUGGAAACGGAGCUAAAUUUUAUGUUAACUAGUUUAUGGCGUGAACUAUGUAGUAUC
Messenger RNA from Mytilus trossulus (common blue mussel), 937 nucleotides. RefSeq lists its product as uncharacterized. The transcript is spliced from 5 exons. NCBI's taxonomy places the organism in Eukaryota, Metazoa, Mollusca, Bivalvia, Mytilida, Mytilidae. The coding region runs from base 43 to 912 and encodes 289 amino acids. The record is from RefSeq and is a predicted model, not a curated record.